Messenger RNA from Amborella trichopoda, 1229 nucleotides. Its product is annotated as cyclin-dependent kinase B1-1. Lineage: Eukaryota; Viridiplantae; Streptophyta; Magnoliopsida; Amborellales; Amborellaceae. Gene Ontology annotation, molecular function: cyclin-dependent protein serine/threonine kinase activity; cyclin binding; ATP binding. Gene Ontology annotation, cellular component: cytoplasm; nucleus; cyclin-dependent protein kinase holoenzyme complex. The record is from RefSeq and is a predicted model, not a curated record. Gene Ontology annotation, biological process: protein phosphorylation; regulation of G2/M transition of mitotic cell cycle; G1/S transition of mitotic cell cycle.
AACUGCAUAGGGGCUUCCGAAGUUAGGGUUGGUACAGUUGUGAAAUAACAAACCAACUUCAAAAAACAGUCCUUAGUUUUGGGCUUUUGUUUCAUGCUGGUAACAAUCAACCUCACUCACCCUAAUUUCUCUCUCUCUUCCUCUUCCUCUUCCUCUUCUCUUAUUCACCUCUCAAAUCAACUGAUACUUCUUCCUAAAGAGUCUCAUCUCAUACCCCACUCUCUCUUUCUUUCUCUCUCUGUAUCUGUGUUUCUGAAAUGGUGCUCGCGGAUUAUUACAUUGAAAAGAGUUUAGGAAUAGACUCGCAGGGAGAGACUCUGAGAGCCAUUGCGUUCAAGGACUACUCGUCAGUCACCUUGAAGAUUCUUCACUUUGAAACAUACGAUGGGCCCCUCCUCAACUUCGAUCAAGAAAUCUCAAUCGUUUACUCAAUCCCAAGCUCGAUCUACAUUGUCCAAAUCUUAGACCUGGAUAUCUAUAUGGAUCUACUUUUGAGGUGCUGGACCUUCCUGAUCUUUGAGGCCAUGGAUAUGGACCUCAAAGAAUUCAUCAGAUUAGGGCAACAGUUGAACGCCAAACGUAUCAAGAGCUUCUUGUACCAGCUUUGCAUGGGUGUGAGUUACAUUCACAGUCACUCCAUUAUUCAUAGGGAUUUGAAACCGAGAAAUAUUUGGGUGAACAAGAGCAAGGGUGUGGUCAAGAUUGAGGGCUUUGGGUUCGCACAGAGAGAUCGCACCCCACAAGAAGAACGCGUAUUUCCUGAGGCCGGUCUUUCAUGGUACAGAGCUCCUGAAGUGUUAUUGCAUGGCCCAUAUUCAACCCCUUGCGAUAUGUGGUCCCUCGGUUGCAUAUUUGGUGAAAUGGUUGUGAGGAAACCGCUGUUUGGUGAAUACUCACAAAUCGAGCAGUUACAUGAAAUUUUUCAAUUGGUGGGAACCCCAGAUGAAGAUGCGUGGCCUGAUUUGCUGACAUAUGAAGGUUGGCAUCAGUUUCCACAAUGGCGUGGAAGAGACCUCUCCCUCACCUUUCCCACUUUGGAACCCGAUGGCCUCGACCUUCUCUCUAAAAUGCUUCAGGUGAAUCCCACCACACGCAUCUCGGCAAGGGACGCCUUGGACCACCCCUAUUUCGACAGCCUUGACAAAUUCCAAUAUUGAAUCCUCUCUCUCUCUACAAACUCUACAUGUGAAGGUCUAGUAUUAUAUGAAUCCUCUCUCUCUCUCUCUCUC